AUGGUCCUCAGUCACCCGGGAAGCGGCGUUGACAGCGUUGGCGGUUUGCCCAACUACCCUCGCUACGCUGGCCCUCCCUGGAUAGACGUCGGGACGUUCAAGGACAAGAGGAUCAAGACUGUGCAGCUGUUCGGGCUUGACCACUGCGUGCGGCAUGCGUUCGAGCGCGUCCUUCCAGAGCACCCGAACAAGAUGGAGAGGUCUCUCGAGUUUGGGUUCGAGGUGGGCGGGCUCAGCAGCGUUGCGAGCCUGCGCGCGGACAACGCCGCUCUCGAAGUGGAGACGGAACGCGGAGUCCUGCGCGUGGUCGGCCAUCCCGCCGCGGUGGAAGAGCUUUUCGGCCGGGCCGUGAAGCUGCUGUCAGAGGCUCUGCCGGCGUUCGUCCAGUGGGUCGACAUGGUGGACAACGGCACCUUGCGACGGCUCAGCACGGACGAGGAGAUUGAAGCGAUUACUCGAGCGGGCGGUGUCGCCAAAGACCAGGUCAAGCUGGCGCCGAUGUGGCACAAGACGCGCAUGUUGGUGCAGCUGCUGGUGCCGGGAGGGAACCAGCAGGCGAUGGACAGAGUUUGCCUUGCCCUCAGAAAUCGCGCGACGAAAAUCUGCGAGCGAAACGUGAGCGUGUACGUGGGGCCCAUCGCCAUCAAUAAGUCCACGACCGUCCGGCCCCGCAAGAGAGCCGCCGACGGCGUCAGCAAGGAGCACCAGCAAGUGUUCGUCGUCGGUCUGUCGGAGGCGGUCGGGGUCGACCUGUGGCUCGACGGCCAUUUCGUCAGGGGAGAGGUUGACGACGCGGCCGCCCGGGAGGCAUGCCAGGCCCGGCUAGAGGAACAGAAGCGUAUCCUGCUACAAGAGCUCGGCAUUCGCGAAGAAGAGGCUACAGUGGGGAUGAUGCCCGUGCUGGAAAGUUUCCUGGCCUUCUUCCGGGCGUGCUUCGGAGAGGAUAUCGUGCGGGAUAGCGAGAACUCCUUGGUCUCCGUCGUCGAAAGGGGCGACUGCCGCACGACCGAGUCGGUCGCCAGAUACCUGGAGCACGGGCUCCGCGUGUGCCGGGAGGAAGGCGUCAAGCCGUGCGAGUUCUCGCUGCUUCGAGCCAGGAGCGCGUUGACAGGCGAGACGGAGGAUGCCGACCUUCACGUGCUCUGCCGAACAAAGGGCAUGGCCACCGCGCGCUCCCUCUGCAAGAUCUCUGACUGCCACGGCAUUUGCGCGGACUUGGUCCCGCCAACUGUCCUCAAUUUUUCGGCACCUUCGUCGGUUGACGGCGGCGGCGGCGGCGGUUGUGGUAGCGACGGGGAGCGGCGUUCGCCGGACCUGCCCGAGUACUCCGGUCCCCCCUGGGCGGACGUGGACACGCUCACGAGCAAGGACGUGAAGGUCUUCCAGCUGUGGGGUCUAUCCGGCUCCGUCGCCCCGGCGUUUGACCACCUGGUCUCUCAGAGGACGAACAGGUCGGUGAACAGGUGCCUCGAGCUCGGGUCCGGUGCGGGCGACCUCAGCAACGCUAUCCCUGACAACUUGGCGAAGGGAGCAACGGUUAAGCUCGAAGACGGCGGUCAAGUCGUGCACGUCGCCGGUCAGCGCGCCGUCGCGGACAAGGUGUUCUGCGCCGUUGCGGAGUCCCUGUCGGAGGUCGUGCCGGACGUCAUCCAGGCGGUGGACAUGAAGAGUACGGGUGCCAUGCGAAUAAUGGCCACGAGUCAUGCAGUCCAAGAGAUGGCACGAGCGGGCGGCGCAGACGUAGACGAGAUCAAGAUGUUUCUUGUCUGGCUCGAGAAUAGCCUCGUGGUGCAGAUUACGGGUGGCAACGAAGGGAAGCUGCAAGCGAUGUGUCAAGUUCUCCGUCACGCGGUGCGGCAAUGGCGUGCCCAGAACGUGAGCGUCGAGCUCAGCCCCAUGCUAGUCAGCAAGGCCGCGCAGCGCUAUGGCCGUAACGUUGUGGCGGGCGGCGUCAAGGACAUCCGCUAUCGGUUCGUGGAGACACUGUCGGAGGCCGUGGGGGUCGACCUGUGGCUCGACGGCCUGGAGCUCAGGGGACAAGUCGUCGACCCUUGUGGGCAAGCGUCCGCCCAGGCAAAGCUCGAAACGGAGCGACGAAUAAUGUGA
This is a messenger RNA of Ectocarpus siliculosus, 2106 nucleotides long. NCBI's taxonomy places the organism in Eukaryota, Phaeophyceae, Ectocarpales, Ectocarpaceae. The record is from the annotation of a GenBank genome assembly.